Boleophthalmus pectinirostris (great blue-spotted mudskipper) is the source of this 2527-nucleotide messenger RNA. It is a transcript of the gene ppox, whose product is annotated as protoporphyrinogen oxidase. The coding region runs from base 185 to 1609 and encodes 474 amino acids. Gene Ontology annotation, cellular component: mitochondrial inner membrane. The record is from RefSeq and is a predicted model, not a curated record. The transcript is spliced from 13 exons. Gene Ontology annotation, molecular function: protoporphyrinogen oxidase activity, oxygen as acceptor. Gene Ontology annotation, biological process: heme biosynthetic process. Lineage: Eukaryota; Metazoa; Chordata; Actinopteri; Gobiiformes; Gobiidae.
CCAGCUCCAGCAGCACUGCACCGUUUUUCUCGUUUUUUUUUUUACUCCAAAACCAUCAUGACUGAAUAAAUGUGCAGUCGAGCUGUUUAAAGUCACACUGUGGAACAUUCCAGGCAGAACAAGGACUUACAGUAUCCAUAGAAACAAGACGAGUCUCUGAUGUGGACGUCCACCUCGUGACAUCAUGGGGAGCGUGGCGGUUCUGGGCGGGGGCAUCGGGGGCCUGGCUGCCGCCUACUACCUGAGCCGGAGCGCCAGGGCAAAGGUGGUGGUUCUGGAGCAGAGCGGGCGGUUCGGGGGGUGGCUCUGGUCGUGUCGUAGGUCUGAUGGAGCUGUGUUUGAGUUGGGGCCCAGAGGAGUGAGACCUGCAGGAGCCUCAGGACGAAACACACUCAACCUGGUGGAGGAUCUGGGUUUGGAGUCACAGAUUCUUCCGGUCACUUACAGCCACGUGGCGUCUCAGAAUCGCUUCCUGUUUGUGCGCGGGAAACUCUGCAAGAUGCCCGGAGGUCUGAGCGGCGUGUUGAGGACCACGCCGCCGUUCUCGCGCCCGCUCCUGCCUCAGCUGCUCAGGGACGUGUUCGUGCGCCGGGGGAAGGACGAGGACGAGACUCUGCACGCCUUCGUCAGCCGCAGGUUCAGCCCCGAGUUGGCGGACAUCGCGGUGGACAGUCUGUGCCGGGGAGUCUUCGCCGGAGAUUGUCGUAAACUGAGCGUCCGCGCCUGUUUCCCCGACCUGCACCGAGCCGAGCGCCAACGAGGCUCCGUCGUCCUGGGCAUGAUCCUGGGCUCAGGGCCCAGUGUUGACGUGGCCCCGGGGCCCCUGGCUCUCAGGGCUCAGAGGGAGGGCUGGGCUCAGUGGUCCCUGCGCAGGGGCGUGCAGGUGCUCCCUGACGCUCUGGUGCAGAGGCUGGAGCAGGACCGCACCGUGCACCUGCGCACACGAGCACCUGUCAGGGGCCUGGAACACUCACCUGCCGGAUGGACGAUCCACACAGAGGACGGGGACGUGUCUGUGGAUCACAUCAUCUCUGCUCUGCCGGCCAAAGCCCUGGCGGAGCUCCUGCCCGUCUCCUGUCAGUCUCUGGUGAGUCUCCUGCGGCAGGUGCCCUACGUCACCGUGGGCGUCGUCAACCUGGAGUAUCAAGGCUCAGUGCUCCCCGAGAAGGGUUUUGGGCACCUGUUGCCGUCGUGGGAGGACCCCGGGGUGCUUGGCGUCGUCUAUGACUCUGUGUUCUUCCCUGAACACAACAGCCCCGGCACAGAGAGCACCCGCCUCACGGUGAUGAUGGGCGGGGCCUGGUUCCAGGAGGUUUUUGGAGACCCGGACCAGGUGAGUCCAGACCUGCUCCUGUCCACAGCCGAGUCUGCGGUGAAACGACACCUGGGCAUCAGAGAGCGCCCCCUGUGGAGCAACGUGGCACUGCACCGGGACUGUAUCCCCCAGUAUCACCUGGGACACGCACAGAGAGUCAAUCAGAUGCGCGGCUUCAUCGAUGAGGCUCGUUUGCCGUUGUCUCUGGUCGGCUCCUCGUACGACGGCGUCUCGGUGAACGACGUGAUCUUCAGUGGACGUUCUGCGGUGGAGACGCUCGAGGCUCAGACGUGAAAAACCACGAAAAAACACAAAAAAACUGCACUGUGCCUUUGUAAAGAAGAAGUGUUUUUGUAAACUAUUUAAGUGAAAGUGUAAAGUGACGGCAGCACUGGUGUAAAAAUAACAGAGAGAAUAAUAUAGAGCCGUGUCUAAUUUGAAUAAAAAAAUAAUAAUAGAAAUGAUUUUUAGUUCUGUUGUGUCCUUCACGCUGCAGCUGUUUUGUUUUAUCUACUUUGAAAACUGAAACUACAAUUUUAAAGAGGAAAUAUUCUGCAAAAUUUACUUUUUAUUUUUUAUUUUUGAUAUGUUCUAAUGUCGUUUUCUCGUCACAAACAAACCUGGAGUUGUGUUUUGUUAAAAUCAUUUGGAUCGUUUCACUCCUGGAGUUGCCAGUCUCUACUGAACUAAAGCUAAAAGUCAUGACAUCACAAGGUGGAACAGAGCGUUUGGAGCUUUGGAGACUUAUAUAAAGAGUUAAUAAAACGUGAAUGAAACAAAACAACUCCAGCUCUGAUUUUGAGGAGGAAACAACAUCAGAACAUGAUUUAAAGUUCACAUGUGUCAGUUUUGUUUGAUAUGAGACGUUUAACCUCAAUAAAACUCGAAAACUUAACCAUUAUUGUAAAACUCUACAGCAAAAUCGUUAAAAUGUUGAAACCUCAUUUUGCUUUUUGAACCAAGACACCAAAAAAUGACCAAUGUUUUUUGUUAUUAAUAAUAAAUCAGCAUUAAAUAUAUCUCCUCUGAACAUGUUUUGUUUACUUCAGAUCUUGGGGAAACUGGUCACAGUUUAUGGAAUUUAAAAUAAAAGUUUUACAGAGGUUUCAGUUCCUUCAUUGUUGCCUCUUUUCUGGAACGUUUCAGCCUCUGGAGUUUAUUCAGUCUCUUAUCGAUUCUGUUCUGAUAAAUAAAAGUUUGUUUCUUCAUUCA